Messenger RNA from Limulus polyphemus (Atlantic horseshoe crab), 1405 nucleotides. Its product is annotated as protein kinase C, brain isozyme-like. Gene Ontology annotation, molecular function: protein kinase activity; ATP binding. The transcript has 11 exons. The annotation marks the transcript as partial. Gene Ontology annotation, biological process: protein phosphorylation. Lineage: Eukaryota; Metazoa; Arthropoda; Merostomata; Xiphosura; Limulidae. The record is from RefSeq and is a predicted model, not a curated record.
GCAGGAAAAUGGCAGACGACAAGGUCGAGAAUGUAGCGCCCGACGAGUCAGGGGUUAAAAUUUGGCCUGGCCUGAGAGGGCGGAAAGGAGCCCUCAAGAAAAAGAACGUAUUCGUCAUCAAAAACCACAAAUUCAUCGCCCGUUUCUUCAAACAACCCACGUUUUGUAGUCACUGUAAGGACUUCAUCUGGGGGUUCGGGAAGCAGGGCUACCAAUGUCAAAUCUGUAGUUUUGUGGUUCACAAAAGGUGCCAUGCAUUCGUGACCUUUAAGUGUCCAGGGGCAGACAAGGGAGUGGACACCGAUGACGUUCGGACAAAACACAAGUUUCUAGUACACACCUACACAAGUCCCACCUUUUGUGAUCACUGUGGCUCCCUCCUGUAUGGAAUCAUCCAUCAGGGUUUGAAAUGUAAAGCCUGUGACAUGAAUGUCCACAAGCGAUGUCGAGAAAGUGUACCCAACUUGUGUGGCUGUGACUAUACUGAGAGAAGAGGCCGAAUUCAGUUGAAAGUGACCGCUAACCCAGCUCUACUGACCGUCGAGGUCCAACAAGCUCAAAAUUUGAUUCCGAUGGAUCCAAACGGAUCAUCAGAUCCAUACGUGAAGGUGAAACUGAUUCCGGAGAGCAGAGACUCAACCAAAAAGAAGACCAAGACAAUCAGGUCCUGCCUAAAUCCCCAAUGGAUGGAAACUAUCACAAUUGAUUUACACUCCGAGGACAAGGACAGGAGGGUGCUAAUAGAAGUAUGGGACUGGGACAGAACAUCCAGAAAUGACUUUAUGGGGUCUCUAUCAUUUGGUGUUUCCGAAGUCAUGAAAUCUCCAGUAAAUGGUUGGUUCAAGCUACUGACUGCAGAAGAGGGAGAAUUCUAUAACGUUCCAGUGCCAUCAGAGGACACUGACAUUGUAGAGUUGAAAAAGAAAAUGAAGAGCCACACUUUCCACCAGAAGUCCCAGAGCACUGAAAAACUCCAAAAUAACAUUGCCCCCCAGCAAUCCGUGGGUCGGCAGGAAGUGGUGCGUGUAUCGGACUUUAAUUUUCUAAUGGUUCUGGGAAAAGGAAGUUUCGGAAAGGUGAUGCUAGUGGAAAAGAAAAGCACAUCUGAGCUCUUUGGAGUAAAGAUCUUGAAAAAAGACGUCAUUAUCCAGGAUGACGACAUUGAAUGUACAAUGAUUGAGAAGAGAGUGUUGGCUCUUAGUAACAAACCCCCCUUUCUGGUUCAUCUUCAUUCUUGCUUUCAGACUCAGGAUCGUCUCUAUUUUGUAAUGGAAUAUGUGAGUGGAGGAGACCUAAUGUUUCAGAUCCAACAGGCUGGGAAGUUUAGAGAACCAAUAGCUGUGUUUUAUGCUGCGGAAAUCGCUAUUGGAUUAUUCUUCCUGCACAGUCAAGGUAUUAUUUACAG